CAAAAAUACUCAUCCAAAAUCAAUUCAUCAUGCCUUCAACUAGCUCCUUAGAAACUUACCAAACCCCGCUAUCAUCCAGAUAUGCCUCAGCAGAAAUGUCAAAGUUAUUCUCGAGCCAAACUAGGUUCGGAACAUGGAGACAACUUUGGUUAUCGCUUGCUCAAGCAGAGAAAGAAUUAGGAAUUCCAAUUUCAGAUGAGGCUAUUGAAGAAAUGACAGCCAAUCUAACUCUUGAUCAUAAGCAAAUGGAGAUGGCUGCAGUCGAGGAGCGUAAGCGAAGACACGAUGUAAUGGCUCAUGUGCAUGUCUUUGGAUUGAUCUGCCCAAAAGCUGCACCGAUCAUCCAUCUAGGUGCAACAUCGUGCUACGUAACCGAUAACGCGGACUUGAUCUUCUUACGCAGAGGAUUCGAGAUCCUUAUCCCCAAACUGGCUCUCGUCAUAUCUCGACUCUCUAAAUUUGCCAAUCAACAUCGAGAUUUACCUACUUUAGGAUGGACUCAUUAUCAACCUGCUCAACUUACUACCGUUGGAAAGAGAGCCACACUCUGGAUCCAAGAAUUACUCAUGGAUUUACGAAACAUGGUCCGCGCUAAUGAAGAUAUCGGAUUUCGAGGUGUCAAAGGCACUACUGGAACCCAAGCUUCUUUUCUUGCACUCUUUGAAGGAGAUCAUGAAAAGGUUGAAAAACUUGAUCAAUUGGUCACUAAGAUGUCUGGUUUCAAAUUCGCAUAUCCUGUUUCAGGUCAAACUUAUACUAGAAAGAUCGAUAUCGAUUGUUUAUCGCCUUUAGGAUCAUUUGGAGCUACAGCUCAUAAGAUUGCUACAGAUAUUCGUCUAUUGGCUAAUUUGAAGGAGGUUGAAGAGCCUUUUGAAGCUGGACAAAUUGGAAGUAGUGCAAUGGCUUACAAGAGGAAUCCUAUGCGAUGCGAGCGUAUCUGCUCAUUGGCUCGUCACUUGAUGACUCUACAGCAAAACGCAUUGAUGACAGCCUCGGUACAAUGGUUUGAGCGAACUUUGGACGAUUCAGCGAACAGAAGAGUCACAAUUCCAGAAGCUUUCCUUACCACUGAUAUAGUCUUAACAAUCCUUCAAAACGUAAGCGAAGGCUUAGUAGUUUAUCCUGCCAUCAUUCGUCGACAUAUCAAUGCCGAAUUACCUUUUAUGGCCACCGAGAACAUUAUCAUGGAAAUGGUAAAGUUAGGUGGAGAUAGACAAAUUUGUCAUGAGAAGAUUAGAGUACUUAGUCAUGAAGCUGGAAAAGUCGUUAAAGUUGAUGGAGGAGAGAAUGAUUUAAUUGAACGAAUCAAACGUGAUGAUUAUUUUGCAUCAGUUCAUUCUAAAUUAGAUCAAUUAUUAGAUCCUAAAACUUUUGUUGGACGAGCACCUGAACAAGUCGAUAGCUUUCUUCGUGAUUGGGUCGAACCUGCAUUACAACCUUACAAGAGUUUUGUAGAGUCUGCUAAUAAGGCUGAAUUACAAGUAUGAUUCAAAGGUGAAGAAGCCAUUGUAAAUAUGUUUCUAGUAGCAUAUAGUACAUACAACCUCUUUUUAAGU
Messenger RNA from Melampsora larici-populina 98AG31, 1556 nucleotides. RefSeq lists its product as uncharacterized. Gene Ontology annotation, biological process: 'de novo' AMP biosynthetic process. The coding region runs from base 30 to 1487 and encodes 485 amino acids. The record is from RefSeq and is a predicted model, not a curated record. Gene Ontology annotation, molecular function: (S)-2-(5-amino-1-(5-phospho-D-ribosyl)imidazole-4-carboxamido) succinate lyase (fumarate-forming) activity; N6-(1,2-dicarboxyethyl)AMP AMP-lyase (fumarate-forming) activity. The transcript is spliced from 6 exons. NCBI's taxonomy places the organism in Eukaryota, Fungi, Basidiomycota, Pucciniomycetes, Pucciniales, Melampsoraceae. Gene Ontology annotation, cellular component: cytosol.